AUGCACAAACACGAGCACGACGCCAUACGGCAUGGACGGGGACCGCUAAGCACCUCCACCUCCGUCCGUGGCCGCGGCGGUGGCGGCGCCUUCGACCCAGCGAAGACCGGCGCGGAUCGCUGCGCGAGCGGCGGCCUUUUCGCCCAGGCUGCGGCCCCAGCUGAGACGCAGCGCGCCGCCGCCGGAGAGCUGGUAGCCUUGCAUCUCCGCAAUCGCCCGCGCGGCAUCGCGCUUGUGCGCAAACUGGACGAAGCCACAGUCCUGGCCCCGCGGGAUGUUGAUCGAGUGGAUCGGGCCGAAUGGCGAAAACAGCGCAUGCAGCAUCGUCUCUGUCGCCAGCGUGAACAAGCUGCCGACAAACACCGUCGUGUUCGUGGGGUCGAGGGCGCUGGAUGCGUGCGCUACAGUGAGAGCGGAUGCGAGGUGCGGCUGGUCCUGCGCCGGGACGUCGCCCUGGCUCUCGGACACGAACGUCAGGGUCGUCGGCACGCACUCGACCGGGGCGUGCGUGGAUGCCGGCGGCGUGUGCGAACGGCCCGGCGCGGCUGGCACGUCCGUGCGCGCGGGACGCGCCGCCUUCGACGCGGCUCGACGCGGCGUGUGGCGCACGACCGCCGCGGCCGUCACGACGGGACGGGCCGGCGCCUUGUCAUGCGGGCGGCCAUGCGCCUUUGUGCACUCGGUGUCGGCGCGCGGCGGCGCGGUCGCUGCGCCGAGCGACAGGCGCAGCGGCGUGUGCGGCGCCUGAUGAGGCACCAUGUGCGUGUGCUGCAUCUCAAUCAACGCACGGUCGCAUUCGUGCUUGCUCGUGAGCCGCACGAAGCCAAACACGCGCCGGCCUCCCUGCGCGGCCGACGACGACUCGCGCACGACGCGUGCCGAGUGCACACGGAACGGCGCGGGACUCGUGGGCCAUGCGCACAGCGAGCCAGCGACGUUCUCGAUGCGCACGUACAUGCGCCGCAUGGGAUGGUCCUGUGGCCAGCAGGGCGGGUGCGCAAAGUGCCAGACAAGGUCCUCGUCCGUGACGUGCUCGUCCAGGCCGCCCACAAACACGCUGUAGAGCGUAGGCGGCGCACUGCCCGUCGGAAGGGGCCAGCGCGGGCGUGGCACGGGCGUGUCCGUCCGCCUGGGCGCCGCAUGAGCGGACGCCGCGGCCCACGACGGCGUGUCCCUCUCAUCCUGGUGAGCGUGCGUCGUCGUGGUCGUCGACGUGCGUGGCGAGUGGAACGGCGACGCGAGCUGCGCCGCGACGCGCGGAAGGCCAUCAUGUCCCGCAUCGCCAUCCGUGCUGAGCGGCGCCGGAGGGAUCUUCAUGUGCGACAUGAUAUCGGCGAGCCACGACGUGUCAAAGAGCUCGCUCGACGGCGCGAGUGGCGGCGCAUGCGGCCAUGCAUCGCGCUCACGUCGUUCGGCAUCGUGCCCACGAUAGCUCUGCUCGUCAUCGUUGCACAGCCAUGCAUCGCUCAGCGGCGAAAACAGGCGGGCGGCUGUCGAGCUGAGACAAGGUGGCUGUGUGCUCAUGAGGACAAUAGUGCGGAGAGUGCGUGUCACGCUAGAGCGGAUACGUGCGUGCGUGGACCGAGCACGGGGAGCCUGCCCCUCUAUAUACGUUUGGCACGAUGCGCGUCUCGCUCGUGCGUCCGCCGCUGGCAUGUGCCACAGCUGCGUGUGUCACAUCCAACUCGCGUGCCCACAUGCCAUGUCUUGUCGUUGGUGCGUAUGUCGAUCCCGACGCACUCACGCCCCGUGCCGCACGCCACUCGACUGCAUGCUGGCCUACGGUCAGAUAACCUAGUCGCCCCACCCACGCUCCUCGCCCAUGACGCGGCUCGCACGCUCGCUGGGCCUGCCAUGAUCGGCACGUGA
Molecule: messenger RNA, 1869 nt
Organism: Malassezia restricta
Lineage: Eukaryota; Fungi; Basidiomycota; Malasseziomycetes; Malasseziales; Malasseziaceae
Exons: 1
Coding region: 1-1869 (622 amino acids)
Source: RefSeq, a predicted model, not a curated record